This is a messenger RNA of Miscanthus lutarioriparius, 609 nucleotides long. The record is from the annotation of a GenBank genome assembly. NCBI's taxonomy places the organism in Eukaryota, Viridiplantae, Streptophyta, Magnoliopsida, Poales, Poaceae.
AUGAAGCGAUUGUGGAGUGGAGCUGGAGGUAGGGAAAGGCAGCGUAUGGGGGAGGGGAGCCGGCAGUCCGCCCAGUCUUCGAGCGUUCGUUGGCCGCAGCGUGUUGGGGUUCAUGAUCUGGUGCUGACUGGACCCUACAGGGCAAUUUCCGCGUACGGGAGCGUCUCCAUUGAGAUUGACAGCCCCACGACAAACUCCAGCUCCAACGUUGACGUUGGCAUCUCCACGACGACAGACUCCAUCGACGUGGCUGGCAAAUUCACGACAGACUACGUCAGAAUCGACAUCUCCACGAAGAAUUACCACCAUACCGACGGCAGGACGACGACGCUGCGACGCAGAGGGCAAAGUGGCUCUCACCCGCGACUCCCCAAGGUCCCCCUGUCGCAGUCCGUUGUUGCGGUGCCACUCACCUCGCAGCUCCUAAUAGCGGCCGCCCUGCACAUCUCGGUCGCUUCUUCUAACCACACGGCGGCUGAGGGUCUCCUCCUGGUCCCUGAACCCGUCGUUGUUCGUUUCCGCCCUGAACCCUCCGGGCAGGAGGUGCAGCGUUUCGGCAUCGGCAGCGCCCAGGUCGAAAUCAAGGUCAUCUGGGCUUUGUACUUCUGA